AAUCAGGAAAAGUAUGUUUGGUUCGAAGCGUAAAUAAAAACAUAAAUUUUGUUGAGUAGUGGUACCUGAGAUCCGAGCAAGCUUUACUUAAACUUCAAGAUUUAUUCUAGUCAUAUUCCGAUUUGCACAAAAAAGUUUGUGUAAAACUUUAAACAAAAAAGGAUCUCAGAAAGUUCGUACUAAAAUGUCGUCACAUGGUCAAAGACCGGAUGGUCAAUCUCAACGUCCUAGUCCGCCUCCAAGGUUGGCACGUGGAGUGUGGCAGCCGCCUACUACCAGGGACACGGCAUUUUCCGAGAAACCAGCCACGAGCCGUGGUCAGGCUCCCACACGUGCCCAGCUGUCCAAUCGGACACCCGAUGCAGAUCCUGCUCCAGCUCAGAAGUCAGCUUCUAGACAAGCUGGGGAGACGCCAAAAGAGGAAAGACGCGGCUUAUUCGGACGAAAGAAGAGGACACUGGGUGCGAGCCCGAAAAGUGCUACAGCUCCGCAUGGAUUAGGACGCGACGCCCAAAUUUCCCAAAACCAAAAAGGGAAGACUACGCGCAUUCUCUAUACCACAGAUGAGGAAGUACGCGAUGCUCUACUAGAGUUUGGGGUGUUCAUUAUCUUUCUUGUCCUUACAUCGUUGGUAACUCUGUCUGUUCGUCACCCUCACAUGUUCUACUUUAACGAUACAAUAAAGAAACUGUUUACCACCCGCGAAAUGGUUGUGGCUCCAUCAGUGACAGUCUCUUUUGAGAAGAUUCUCACAGUCCCCGAUUGGUGGGACUAUUUGGUAUACAACUUUAUAAAAACAUUGCACGGAGAUAUGACUCAAACUAAUCCAGAUAAUAACAUGGAGCCAAAUGAAACUAAAACCAGUAGAAACAACGCUGAAUCGUUGAGACGGGCCAGCGAGGCUCACUGGAAUGUGGAGGAUGGAUAUGUAGACCGCGAUGAUGAUGAUCAAUCCCACAAACAGAACCAGGAUUUCGAACCACGGCUGCAUGAUGUCGUGUUUGAAGAUAUCGGUGGGGUCGCCAAGCCUGAAAACCUCGACCUUAGCGAACAAGCUGUCGACACCAAAAGGGGUCCGGGUGGUUCGGGUGGCUCUUCCAGUGGUGGAGGAUGGGGUGGAAACAGCUCCCAAAAGGUCUCCCAUCUUCAGGGUCGUGUAUUUCUGCUGGAGAACCUUUUGCUCGGUCCCCCGCGCCUUCGGCAGAUUCGAGUUCGAAAGGAGAGUUGCCAUGUGAACGAAGACUUCGUGCGACACUUUAACACCUGCUACGCCGCCUAUUCAGCGGGAAUCGAGGAGAAAACCGGGUUGCACAAAGGUACACAAUACCAUACGAUGGGCGAACUGGACGCCACUCCGAUUUGGACAGUGCUGGCAUUCUAUCGUACUGGUGGGUACAUUGCUGAUCUUACCUAUGAUAAGGAUGACAGUCUAAAAAAGAUAAAUAAACUGAGCGACGAUAAUUGGCUGGAUCGCGGCUCAAGGCUGUGUUUGGUGGAGUUUAAUCUGUACAACGAGAAUACGGACAUCUUUCAGAGCGUCAAACUUUUAGCCGAAAUCCCCCCCACGGGAGGUGUGAUACCACAGACGCAUAUGCAAACUGUUAAGCAGUAUUCUUUCUUCACCGAUCGCAGUCUGACUAUGACUGUGGUGUAUAUAUUUUGGUAUAUCAUGGUCGCUUACUAUACUAUCUAUGAGAUUAAUGGAUUACGCAAGUCGGGGUGUAAAAUUUACUACAAAUCGUUGCUAAAUGUUCUUGACAGUAUUGUAUUAGUGCUUUGCUACCUGGCCUUGGUCUACAACGUCUGGCAUACCUUCCAAGUUCAAUCCCUUACAUCCAAGGCCGAGAUGGAAGAAGGUUAUCAAAGUAUCGAUGUUCUUUGCUUCGUGAACAUCAUCUAUGUGGAUAUGAUGGCCAUUUUAGCGUUUCUUGUAUGGAUAAAAAUAUUCAAGUUUAUCAGUUUCAACAAAACUCUUGUUCAGUUUACAACUACAUUACGAAGGUGCUCCAAAGAUUUGGCUGGCUUCAGUCUUAUGUUUGGCAUUGUUUUCUUGGCCUACGCUCAACUGGGUCUCCUUCUUUUCGGAACCAAGCAUCCAGAUUUUCAUAACUUCCUCACUUCAGUCUUGACCAUGAUCCGCAUGAUCUUGGGCGACUUUCAGUAUAAUCUCAUUGAGCAGGCAAAUCGAGUGCUGGGUCCCAUUUACUUCCUUACCUAUAUUCUACUUGUAUUCUUUAUAUUGCUGAACAUGUUCCUGGCCAUAAUCAUGGAAACUUAUAACUCGGUAAAGAGUGAAAUUACCCAAGGGCGCAGUCAAUUGGGCUCAUAUAUCUAUAAGAAGCUGGCUGGGGCUCUUUACUGGAUCAUCCACUGUGGCCGAAAGCGACGUGUUCAGCCUGCCCGCCUCACUGCUGCUGCCAAUGAGGCUGAUCUGGAUGGCACGAACGUAGAAUUCGAAGAGCCUAAAGUUCUAACAAACAUUACCCAAGCAGACGCACGGUACUUUGAAGAGAUACCCCCCGAUGUCCAAAACAAGGAGCUAUUUCAUUUGACGAAUCGCGUAACACUGAUUGAAGAAAUUAUAGAACAGCUGGUUACAAAUAUGGAUGAUGUACUAAAACGCAUCGAGAGAGAGCAAGGCUCAAGAAAAAACUAAACUCGAUAUAUACAGUCAUGUAUCUCAGCUAAUGUUGGAUAUUUGAGCAGAAGCCAUCAAACAGUAAUUAUAUGGACUCCAAUUUCCUGAGAAAUUAGCUUGAAGUAUUCAGCUAAUAAAUUACUUAAAAAAGCUGUUACGACAAUCUUGCGAUAUUAUCAAUUAAACAACGUAACCAAAUCUGAAGGAUACCAACACAUUUUUUACUGUGAGC
Molecule: messenger RNA, 2870 nt
Organism: Drosophila obscura
Lineage: Eukaryota; Metazoa; Arthropoda; Insecta; Diptera; Drosophilidae
Product: polycystic kidney disease 2-like 2 protein
Exons: 8
Coding region: 185-2656 (823 amino acids)
Biological process (GO): detection of mechanical stimulus
Cellular component (GO): membrane
Molecular function (GO): calcium channel activity
Source: RefSeq, a predicted model, not a curated record